UUCUGUACUCUCGCCGUGGCCUCCCUUCCCAUCACCCCUAGCAUGUUUGACUGAGAUAGAAGCUUAAAGGCACUGUUUCAGCCAUGCUCUUCGAAAUUCCUUAAUGCCCCGCAUUCUCCCUUCCCUUUUCCGCAAAGCCCGCACCAUCUCCCCUCACCUCGGCACUCUUCUCCCUGCGACGCGUGACCUCCCUUCGGCCCUCAACGAGUUGAGAUGGAUCCGCGAGCACGUCCACUUGACCGCUACCGGUGAUGGCGGCAAUGCUGCGUCCGCUGCGGCACUCGAAAAACGCGUCGCCGCCCUCUGCGCCCGCCGUGGCCGCGGUGUACCCUUGCAGUACGUUCUCGGGACCCAGCCCUUCGGCACCCUGGACCUCCGCUGUCGCCCCGGAGUUCUAGUCCCUCGGGCAGAGACGGAAGCCUGGGUCCUGCAUCUUGCCGAUCGUCUCAAGGGUAGGGCAAGGGACGCCGACCUCUCGUCACUCCCAGACCGCCGCCGCCGCUCCGACGACCAAGAGGAGGGGGGCCUGAGAAUCGUCGAUUUCUGCACCGGCACCGGUUGCGUCGCCCUUGGUCUCUUCGCUGGCCUCCAGUCCACCCACCCACAUCUGCACGUCCGCGGCGUUGACGUUUCGACGCGAGCCGUGAACCUCGCGCGCGAGAACCUGCGCAUCAAUCUGGAGGCUGGGAACCUUGCCGCUCCCCUCGCCCCGAAGCAGAGUUUCGCGUUUGGGCAGGCAGAUGUCUUCGACGACGAAGCGAUGCGAGGCCUCAUAAAUACCGGAGACGAAACAACGCGAGGGGGUCGGGGUUACGAUGUCGUCGUCGCGAAUCCACCUUACGUAUCCCGAGACGUGUGGGCGCACGGUCGCGGGGACCUGGGCUACUCAGUGCGCAAGUACGAGCCGUCGCUCGCGCUGGUUCCGGGCGAAGGUGUACCGUCGUAUGAAGGAUGCGCCCACGAAGACGUCUUCUUCGCUCGCCUGCUGGAUGUCGCGGGCUGGCUCGGCGCUAGGGUCGUGCUGUUUGAGGUCGGGGAUGAGGCGCAGGCGGCGAGAGUGCUGCAGCUCGUAGCGCGGAAGAUGGCGUGGCGCGGCGACGAGAUAGAUGCGCGGUGCGAGGUCUGGAGGGACUGGCCGGACUUGCCUCCCACAGACGGUGAGGCGGUGCCACUGCGGGUAGAACAUGGCAAGGAGAGCAGGAACGUCCCGGUUAAGGGGAGUGGAAAAGUUCGAUCUGUUCUCAUUAAACCAGAUGUGCGCCCGCACGUCAAUAUGUCUCGGCAGUCAUUAUAAUACUCUAUCUAUUAUGCUCUAGUAUAUACCCACUCUAUUGGCGAUCCGGAUCUCUACUUUUACCCAAUCCUGUUUCAUAGAAUCUUAUUCACAGCCAAUGCCCCCGUACCUUCACCGUCUAGUUGUAGG
Sodiomyces alkalinus F11 is the source of this 1423-nucleotide messenger RNA. RefSeq names its product S-adenosyl-L-methionine-dependent methyltransferase. Gene Ontology annotation, molecular function: methyltransferase activity; nucleic acid binding. Lineage: Eukaryota; Fungi; Ascomycota; Sordariomycetes; Glomerellales; Plectosphaerellaceae. The transcript has a single exon. Gene Ontology annotation, biological process: methylation. Gene Ontology annotation, cellular component: mitochondrion. The coding region runs from base 104 to 1294 and encodes 396 amino acids. The record is from RefSeq and is a predicted model, not a curated record.